This is a messenger RNA of Trichoderma harzianum CBS 226.95, 1482 nucleotides long. RefSeq lists its product as hypothetical. The transcript has 2 exons. The coding region runs from base 1 to 1482 and encodes 493 amino acids. NCBI's taxonomy places the organism in Eukaryota, Fungi, Ascomycota, Sordariomycetes, Hypocreales, Hypocreaceae. The record is from RefSeq and is a predicted model, not a curated record.
AUGUCGUCCUCUCCGCCUCUCCCCAUCGUGAAUGAAAAUGGCGUGAAUUGGUCUCUGAUACCGAGUGAGCUCCGGGAGAUGAUCCUGAAGGCAAUUGCACGCUGCAAGAACCCUGGCUGGGGGUCGCAUGCUGCUGUCUCCAAAGAAUGGCAGUCUGUCAUAGAGGUGGAAAACUUUCGUCGCUUGAAACUGCGAUACGAAUGUGUUUUUCAACUGGAACACAUGGUCGCCCCCGAGAGACAAAAGCUUGUUCGUCACAUCUGGCUCAACAUAGGACUUUUCGAUUAUCACUGUGGGAAUUGCCACAUCCGCGAGACCCGGUAUAGCAGGGAGAGCAACAACAUAAAGAUUGAAACCGCUCUUGGAAGACUUUUUUCUGUUAUAUGUCACUGGCCUUGGCAACCAGAAAAGGGAUUGAAGUUGGAGCUUAAUGCAUAUUCCGACAGCGAUUCUCAGCAUUUUUUCCAGCAUUACUAUAUAGGAGCUGAGCAUGAAGAGAAUCCCGAAGAAUGGAGGCCGAAUUUCGUGCUUGCCAGGCAGCUCCCAGCACAUGAUCCAACGCAUGGAUGGAUUGAUGAUCAGCGAGUCUUUGUUCCUCCUACAGAAUCUAUUUGGCGACUCUUCAGCGCGAUGUUUUUAACCGGGUUUCGAGAAGCCCCUCGAGUCGCAGCAGUCACAAGCUUGGUAAUACGCCGCCAGCUUCGCCGUUGCUUUUCUCCAUUCACGCUUCAAGUAUUAUUGGACAAGCUGCCUUGCUUACUCGAGAUUUCUUACGAGUCAUGGCGGACAUGGAAUGAAGAUUGGAAGGAGAUAUUCUUCCCAAGUGUAUCGGUCAAAAGAAUAGUGAUAUUCGAAGAUACCAAUGAUGAUAUUACCACGGCAAUGAACUUUUAUGCCGAUCCUCUUUGGGACAGUUCUGCCCUCGAUUCCCAAAUCGGCAAGGUUUUUGCUGAUAGAAGCCUCCAGCUUGAACAACUUGCUGCCUCAUUCAUGACCGAUGCCAGGCAUUUCUUCCACCACUGCCAGAAGUCCUGGGUUUGGCCUCGACUGCAGUCUCUAGCUCUGACAACGUCGCUCUUAUGCUCUACAUCCUCCCGAGAAGGAGCUGCUGCCCUUUUACGCGCUGCAGCAAAAUCUGCGCUGAAUAUGCCGAAAUUGCAUGCAAUGGCAUUAUGGUAUGGUGCGAGAAGAGAGGCUUGCGCAGUUAUAUACAAGAUCAAGGCCGGAACAGCUUCUAUCACGUCGCGAAGUACAUGGUACAUGGACUUGAAUCACUAUCCCGGAGUCAUUACGGCAUGGAACAACGUUAGCUUCAAGGCUCUUCAUAGAGACAUUCAUGUAUCCCAAGAUCUGAUUCAGGAAGUAAUCGAGUCUCAUGGCGAUGCCAUUCACUACUUGCGACUACCCUGCACAGUUAUUGGCCCCGUAUCGUUGUGGCAGAUACGAAGGGAGGCAGCGCGAAGCCGCAUCAAUGCAAACUGA